Mugil cephalus (flathead mullet) is the source of this 3306-nucleotide messenger RNA. RefSeq names its product protein-lysine 6-oxidase-like. The record is from RefSeq and is a predicted model, not a curated record. The coding region runs from base 99 to 1238 and encodes 379 amino acids. Gene Ontology annotation, biological process: peptidyl-lysine oxidation. Gene Ontology annotation, molecular function: protein-lysine 6-oxidase activity; copper ion binding. NCBI's taxonomy places the organism in Eukaryota, Metazoa, Chordata, Actinopteri, Mugiliformes, Mugilidae. The transcript is spliced from 7 exons.
AACUCUUCAGAUGAGCAGCUGUGCGCUCACAAGGAGAAAGUAGAGUGAUUGUAGAGUGAUUGUCCAGCUCAUUAGAGACAUAAUAAUUUAUUGAAACCAUGAAGGAGCUGUCUUUUGACGCUUUGCUGCUCUCUUUUGCGCAUUUAUGUUUCCUCUGCACUUUCCUGGAUGGGGCUCGCGCUCAGGAGGCUGCCGCUGGUGAGGAGGAUGCGCUCCGGCGGGGGUUGACAUGGCAACAUAACGGGCAGGUUUUCAGCAUCCUGAGCCGCGGCUCUCAGUACAGGCCGUCGGCGAGGAGGCAAACCGGCCGUCACCCCGUGGUGGUCCUCAGCAGCCCCAACGACACGGCCCCCGCCGCGCCCCGGGGCUCCCCGCGGGUCCCGGCCUCCAGCGGCUCCGCGCAAUUACGCGCCAUGACGCGCCAGCAGCAGCAGCCUCUGUCCGGCGCUGACGGCGAGUCUGCUCCGGUCAGACGGGAGGACAUGAUGGUCGGAGAUGAUCCCUACGAUCCGUACAAAUCUUCCAACUACAACCCCUAUUACAACUACUACAACUCCUACUACAGACCGAGACCUCCGGUUCAGCCUCGGCACGGAUAUGGCACCAGCUUCCACCAGAACGGUCUCCCUGAUCUGGUUCCUGAUCCCUACUACAUCCAGAUCGCCACCUACGUCCAGAGGUUGCCCAUGUACAACCUGCGCUGUGCUGCUGAGGAGAACUGUCUCGCCACUACUGCGAGUUACGCUCACGAUUACGACACCAGAGUUUUGCUGAGGUUUCCUCAGAGGGUGAAGAACCAGGGAACGGCCGACUUCCUGCCCAGCAAACCUCGAUACGCCUGGGAGUGGCACAGCUGUCACAAUCACUUCCACAGCAUGGACGAGUUCAGCCUGUACGAGUUACUGGACGCCCAAACUCAGAGACAGGUGGCCGAGGGCCACAAGGCCAGCUUCUGCCUGGAGGACACUUCCUGUGACCCGGGAUAUUAUCGCCGCUUCGCCUGCACCUCCCACACUCAGGGUUUGAGUCCAGGCUGCUACGACACCUACAACGCCGACAUCGACUGUCAGUGGAUCGACAUCACCGAUGUCUCUCCUGGAAAAUACAUCCUCAAGGUGACGGUAAACCCAAGGCAGCAGGUUCCAGAGUCCAACUUCAACAACAACAUCGUUCGCUGUGACGUCCAGUACACCGGCACCUCUGCACACGUCUCUGGAUGCUCCAUGUCCAGCUACUGAGGAGAAUCCUCAGAUAUGAGCCUGUAGAAGGACACAGGAGCUGAAAUGACAGACUUGAAGAAUUCAUCAUUAACAGGUGGAAGCAGGAAACAAAUCCUGACACAUGUUUAACGUCACUGCUGCAGGUGAGUUAAUAACGGAGGAAGAGUUGGAUUUCUCUACACGAGUACUGUACGUCCAUCCUGAGAGACUUUAACUUCCAUACGACUACAUUUACCUGAAGCUGGAGUUUUUUUCCUUUUUUCUUUUUUUUUUUUUGCAGAUUUUUUUAAAUUAAUCAUAACACUUUCACCAUCGGGCUGUUAGAUAAAAGAUGGAGUUUGUAGAUUUUUAUGUAUUUUCUUUUAUCUUUGGUUUAAUAAUACAGAUGGGGAUUAGGGCCGCUGUAAAAGAAAAUUACUUUUAUCAUAAUUUUGACCAGAAAGGCAGUUUGAUUGAGAAACAAGAAGUCUGACUCCAAGAAUAGAGACUUUCAAACUUUUCAGAAGUCUGAGUGUUCUGGUGAUUGAGUUUCAGUUUUAUUGAAUCUAAAAAAUAAAAUGAGACUUAAAUUAACUCAGACUUCUGACGGUUUUUGUCAAAACUCAGACAAAAAUAGUAAAAAUUGCGACUUUCUUCCCUCAAAAUUAAAAAAUGAUGCAGGUUAUCAAGAGAAAAAGUCUGAACUCUGAUUCAGUUGUUUUUAUACUAAUUCUGAAAAGUAAAAUCAGAAUUCAGUUUGUUCAGAUUUCUGAUGAUUUUUCUCAAAAUUCUGACAAAAAGUAAAAGGUGUCACUUUUUCCCUCAUUAUUCAAAAUUUACUCAGGGAAAAAUUCUGAAAUGUAGCUUUAUGACUUUUCCUCAGGAUUCCGACUUCCUAAAUUUGAUCAAAAUUUUGAGAAAAACAACUAUGAAAUCUGAGGAAAAAUGUAAAAUAUAAAAAGUCAGAAAGUCCUCAUGACUUUUCUCAGAUUUCACAGAUUUCUACCUUGACUUUGAGAUUUAGGACUUGAUGCUUGUCAUCUUUAAAAGUGCAAACUCUGACUUUUUCUCAGAAAUCCUAGAAAUCUUUUUUAUCAAAGACCUAAUUUUCUGACUUUUUCUCAGAAUUUUAACUUGAGUUUGACUUUUUCUUCUCAAAAUUCUCAAAAGACUUUGAGGGGUAAAAGUCAAAAAGUCUGUGGAUAUUGACUUUUUUCAGGUGUUGAACUUUUUCUCAGAAUUUUAAGAAAAAAAGUCUGGAUAAAACUUAAGAGAUAAAACGUCAGAAAGUCCUUAUGACUUUUUCCAACUUUUUCCUCAGAUUUCUCAGAUUUCUGACUUGACUUUGAGAUUCCUGACUGGAUUAUUGCCAUCUAUAAAAGUCCAAACUAUGAAAUUUUCUCAGAAAUUUUCUCUUUUUUUGUCAGAAUUCUGAGAAAAAUGUAUGACGUAAAAAGUCAGAGUCCACAUCCCUUUUUCAGGUUUCUGACUUUUUCUCAGAUAUUUCAGAAUUCUAACUUGACUUUGAAAUUUCUGACUUGCAGCCUAUUAAAGUCCAAAUUCAGACUUUUUGUCAGAUUUUUUUCCAGUGGCCCUUAUCCUCUUCCUUAUAAUUACUAUUUUCCAGAUGCUCAGGAAGUUUUACCAUCAUUAUUUCAUGACAGCGAGUCAUCUUGAGUUUUUAAUGUUUUCUGAUCUAAGCUAACAAAACCUCUUCUUCUUCACUAAUGACUUAACGAAGAGAAACAUUUAUGUAUCUGCAUGUUCUCUGUACAUUUAUACACGUCUUUUAUAUAAAAAACAAUUAAAUGGAAUGCAGUCGUUUUCCAUUGAGUGUUGAUUUAAACCGUUUGAGUCACUGAUCUGACUUCACUGGUGCUGUAGAGUAGACGUUUGGUUUCUGGUGCUAAGUGUGAAGUAUUUCUGUUGUAUAGAGUGUGAAUAGAGCUCAUGUUAUCAUCCCGCUUCACUGCUUCAUAUCACAUUAAUAAAGUUUGCUUCAGUGUGAUCUCACUUGUGACUGAAACUUUUCAAUGCAGUCGAUGUUUUCGUGAACAUUUUAGGUUCUUCAGGUGAUUUUAAUAGUGAAUAAAAGUCAAAGACAACA